AUGACGCCAGCCGAUCUACUCCAAAAAUUUAAAAAUCGUGCAGCUCGUAUCAUUACUGGAGCACCAUACAGAACCGUUCACACAUGCGAUGUUUUUUCUGAUUUGGGUUGGUCAACUCUGGCACACAACCGCAAAGUUCAGAAAGCUAUAAUGAUGCACAAAAUUAUGAAUGGAAACUCUCCUUAUUCAUAUUUAUCUGAAAUGUUUGAGAAGCAGUCUGGCUCAACUACUUAUGACUUGAGGUCAUCUGAUUUCAAUGUUCGGAUACCUAAUGUUCGAACUGAAUGCUUUGCAGUUUCUGCGGCUUUUCUUUGGAACUCCUUACCAAAUGAAAUUAAAGAGGAGAAAGGUUUAUCGAAAUUUAAGGCACAAAUUAAGAAACAUAACUUCUGCAUUGACAACUUGUAA
This is a messenger RNA of Paramuricea clavata, 408 nucleotides long. Lineage: Eukaryota; Metazoa; Cnidaria; Anthozoa; Malacalcyonacea; Plexauridae. The record is from the annotation of a GenBank genome assembly.